AUGGCGGAUACAAUGGGUCGUAAAUCUAUUAUGCGACCAGCAUUAUUUGUUGGAUUUGCAAUUACAACUGUUUCAUCGUUUUCACCCAAUUUCGAAUCAUUAAUGGUGUUGAGAUUUUUAACUGGAUGUGCGUUAGCAGCACCUGCAUCUAUAGCUUAUUCCUAUCUAGGAGAGUUCCAUGAUCAAAAAUAUCGUAAUCGUGCAAUACUAUCAGCUUCAUUCAUCACUGCAUUUCUUGUGAUAUUUUUUCCGAUCUACGCUUGGGCCUUCAUCAAUAUGAAAUGGAAAAUGUAUAUACCGAUUUUAAAUAUUAUGUAUAAACCUUGGCGUUUAUAUAUAAUGGUAUGCGGUUUCACAGGCUUAAUGUGCGGUAUUGGAUUAACUUUUUUACCCGAAAGUCCCAAAUAUCUUUUAGCUAAGGGAAAACCAGAAAACGCUAUUGAAGUUUUAAAAUAUAUGCAUCAUGUAAAUACGAAACAUUUUAAAGCUUUGAGUAAAGUUGAGUUUAAGAUAGGAAAAUUAUUAUCAGAGGAUUACGUGAUGCCUAACAAAUCUUUGGAUGGAAAAAAUUUCGUUAUUCGUUUUUUAAUCUCGAUGUGGCAGCAGACCUCAUUGCUUUUUAUGCGAGAACACUUACGAAAAACAUUUAUUUGUUGUUUACUUCAGUUUGUUAUAUUUUUUACGGCGUACGGAAUUUUAAUGUGGUUUCCUUAUAUAUUAAACACCAUAACCCAGUACAAAAAACAUCACUCAGAGCCUAAAACAUUAUGUGAAAUUUUAAGUUAUAGGCCUCACUCCAACUCUAGUUUUACAGAGAUACAUACUUCUGUCUGCAUUCAACAUCUGGAGAUAUCCACUUUUCAUCACAGCAUUGCAUUAGAAACAAUAGCCGCCAUAUUGCUUUUAAUAAACAGUUAUGCGAUUGGAAAACUUGGAAGUAAAACAAUACUAUUUUUGAUCUUAGUUGUGAGUGGUACAAGUGGAUUACUUGCCUUUCUGAUAAAAGUUCCCAUAAUAGCGAUUUAUGCAUUUGCAUUAGAGUUAUGUUGCUCUCUAGCGGUAUCUGUAGUAAAUGCAAUUAUUGUUGAUAUAUAUCCAACAAGUAUAAGAACAAUAGCGAUAAGUAUUGCAAUGAUGAUGGGUCGUAUAAGUAGCAUAAGCGCAAGUUAUAUAUUUGGAUUAUUAUAUAGCACCAGCUGUAAUCUUAUCUUAUUGUCUUCAGCAGCCGCCUUAAUAUUUGCUGGAUUCUUAAGCUUAUUUUUACCACAAUCAAUUGUAGUACAGAAGAGUCCAAAAAAUUUGAUUAAUUAG
Messenger RNA from Teleopsis dalmanni, 1311 nucleotides. RefSeq names its product synaptic vesicle glycoprotein 2B-like. Lineage: Eukaryota; Metazoa; Arthropoda; Insecta; Diptera; Diopsidae. Gene Ontology annotation, biological process: transmembrane transport. Gene Ontology annotation, cellular component: membrane. The coding region runs from base 1 to 1311 and encodes 436 amino acids. The transcript has 6 exons. The record is from RefSeq and is a predicted model, not a curated record. Gene Ontology annotation, molecular function: transmembrane transporter activity.